UCAAUUUGUCAGAGCGAUAGUCAAAAAUAUUAAGUGAAUUAUUGUAUUAUUGUUCGUAUAAAAACCAUUCUAGCUGUUGAGAAUAUCAACAAUGUCGGAAAUAAAAAUAGUAGCGGCGAGUAUAGUUAAUUUUCUGAAGCGACAGCUGGACAGUGAUACCCUCAGUUCCGACUCGCGAGAGAGUGUGGAAGUCGGAGUGCAAUGUAUUGAGACGGCAUUUGAUUUAACUCCUGAAGAACUAACGAAAGGUGUGGAUCUGCUCCAGCUGGUGAGGCAGCAGCGCAGCGGCGGGCCGCGAGACGACCGCGCCGAGGCUGAGAAGCUAAAGAACGAAGGCAACGAGCUUAUGAAGUCCGAACACUUUCGCGAGGCUCUUGAGAAAUAUUCGCGUGCGAUCCAACUGGACCCACAGAACUCCGUCUUCUUCUGUAAUCGAGCUGCUGCACACUUCAAGUUGGGAGAGCACGAGUCCGCUGUCGCAGAUUGCAUGGCGGCCCUCGCUUUGCAACCGACCUACGGAAAAGCUCACGGACGCCUCGGCAUCGCUCUGACCGCUCUUAAUCGCCAUGAAGAAGCUCGCACUGCCUUCGCCCGAGCCGUCCAACUGGAACCUGAUAAUGAAUCAUAUAAACAAAACUUAAGACUUGCAGAGGAACAACUGGCUCAGCGUGGAGAUCGUCGGCAGAUGGACCUCGGUGGGCUCCUACAGAAUACUGCACUGUUAAAUAUGGCAACCGAAAUGCUAGCGGAUCCAAAUAUGCAGAAUCUUAUCUCUGGCUUGAUGAACACUACAACUCCUAAUGCUGCGAACGGUGGAGGUGGUAUGAAUGCCCUGUUAGAAGCCGGCCAAGCACUUGCCCAGCACAUGCAGUCAGCUAACCCUGAUCUAGUGGAGCAGCUCCGACGUCAAAUGCGUCCACCCGGCCCCGGGGACAACCAGCCUCAACCGCCUCAACCUCCUCAACCCCCUCAACCCCCUCAACCCCCACAACCCCCUCAGUGAAAUGUUUAUAACUAACUUCUCAAUCCUGUCUACAUCGUGGUCGCUACCUACAAUUGUAGCUGCUAUUGAAACCUUUUGUUUGAAAGUAAAUUGAAGAUUGAUGUAAAAUUAAACCUUGUGCUGUGACAAACUAUAUUCUUGCUAUCACCUAAUAUUUUUAUAUUGUUUCUUUAUUCUAUAUAUCGGUUUAAUUUAUAAUAAAAUAAAUUUAAAGCCAAGCGAAAUGUAUGUGCUGGUCGAGUCUGUUAUAUUUUGAAUUAGGUUCGUGGGGUAUUUUUCUUUGUUUACAUUGCAUAAUAUGUAUCACUAGUUAGGUAAAAUUGUAAAUUAAUGGAAUAUGCAGGAGAGCACUGAUUCUGCUGCAAUAUAUUUAGCCAAUAAAAUAUCUAUGGAUGUUAAAUUAGAGAGAGACUCAUCUUCAUCUCUGUAUAACUGGUAUUAGCUAUUAUUUUAAGAUUAAAACUAUUGGUUUUAAUAAUAAAUGUUGUCAAAAA
Messenger RNA from Melitaea cinxia (Glanville fritillary), 1497 nucleotides. Its product is annotated as small glutamine-rich tetratricopeptide repeat-containing protein beta-like. The coding region runs from base 92 to 1003 and encodes 303 amino acids. The record is from RefSeq and is a predicted model, not a curated record. Gene Ontology annotation, cellular component: membrane; TRC complex. Gene Ontology annotation, biological process: post-translational protein targeting to endoplasmic reticulum membrane. NCBI's taxonomy places the organism in Eukaryota, Metazoa, Arthropoda, Insecta, Lepidoptera, Nymphalidae. Gene Ontology annotation, molecular function: protein binding; molecular adaptor activity. The transcript has a single exon.